UUUUUUUAUGAUAAAUUUUCUACCGCGCAACGAAGUUCAGUUUUUCAUAGCGGUCAUUUAAACCCAAAAAUAAAUAGUUAAAACCAGUCCGAUAAUCAUAAAUUUUAUGUCCACGGAAAACUAAUGGCAUUUGCAACAAAACUAAUUUAAAAUAUCAAAAAUACGACACCGUUAAGUAGUCGAAAAUCAAUUUUAAAAAGUCGCGUCCACAUCGACAAAGCAAAGCAGCUGGUUGUGGCUCUUUACGGCAGACAUUUUUCCUCAUCAUCUUUCGUUGUAUGUGCCAAGCUGUGUGCACCCCGAUUUUCGGUUUUAUUUUGCAACUUUUUUUUUUUGUUAAAUUAAAAGGACUUCUCGUAAUUGAUUAAAGUGAAUGAUAGGCGACUGUCGGUGUUAAGUGUUUAAGGAAGCGAAUGAGUUUAACAAUUGGGAUGAAGCAAUUACUGAAAUUCAAUUUAUAACUUGCGGCCGGCUGCAGAAUCAAAAGCUUCACAUAAUUGGCACCACGUUUGAAACCUAUUUUGAAUUCAUGUGGACAGAACACAAUGUCCAAUUAUUUCACACAACAUUCACAAUAUAAGACACACAAUGAUCCCACAACGGCAACGAAAACCAAACAAAUUAACAGUCCAAAAACCACAACGAUCAGCACAUACCAGGUCAUUCAGAAAGCAGGCCAAUCCGGCGCCAAUUUAACAUCGCCACAAACAGCAACAGGAACCUUUAAAAAUGUACAAAAUACAAACGCCAGUGCGGCGACCACAUAUCCAGCCAAAAUGAAUUCGCAUUUAUUGGACCACGGUUAUGGGGCCACUUUGCAGCCAAGUUUCACAAUGGAUCCACCGAAAAAGGAUAACGAUUUUCGGAUAACAAAUUACUACAAGGCGGUGAAACGUCGUCGCAUGACACCACCUCCGUCUCCCACACCACCGAAACAAAUAAAACAAGAAAUUGUUAUCAAACAAAGUGCAAAGCAGAACAAGAGAUAUUCAGAAGGAACAAGAUACGAUACAUCGUUAGGUCUGCUGACGAAAAAGUUCAUUGACCUUCUUCAAGAUUCACAAGAUGGUAGUGUCAAUUUAAAUCAGGCAUCGGUCACACUAAACGUCCAGAAGCGUCGCAUUUAUGACAUCACCAACGUACUAGAAGGCAUCGGAAUUUUGGAGAAAAAGUCCAAAAACAAUAUCCAAUGGAAAUUGGGCCAUUCGCUCGUCAAUCAGGACAAAUGUGUCCGAAUGCAGGUCGAAUCGAAUGGAUUGGAGCAGAAAGAGAACCAUUUGGAUGAAAUGAUCAAAACCAUUCGCCAUGAGUUAAACUCACAAUUUGAAAAUACCCAAUGUGCGUAUCUGACGAAUCUGGAUAUAAUGAAGUUACCGGUGUUUAAGGAUCAAACAGUUAUUAUCAUUAAAGCGCCACCAGAGGCUAAACUUGUGCUACCCGGCUCACAGAAUCCGCGGGAAAUUCAUCUGAAAGCCGACAAGGGCGGCGAAAUUGAUGUGUUCCUUUGUCCGGAAGCUAACUCUGACGUAGCUCAACCAAUAUCUGAUCCACUACUGGAUGAUAUCAAGCCUUUAAUAGCACCGUUAGUCGAAAAGUUCUUGAGUCCAAGAUUUAAGAAAGAAUCAUCCCUCAAAUAUCCCCACUGUACAACACAACGAAAUCUGAGCAAUUCUCUGUUUGGCGGCGUUGCAUCAGACCAAGAUGAUAAACCACUGUUGCCUCAAUCGAAAUAUGAUUUAUCCUACCAAUCACCAAUCACAUCAACAAUAGCAAGUAGCAACAGUUCAUCGGCUGGCAGUAGUCAAAACAAUUUAGAGAAUCGCCUCAGCGGACAUUAUGUGAAAUCAGAGCCCAGUGGAAAUAAAUCGGAUAGCAGUGAUAGCAGCCGAGACGAUAUUGUACCGCUGAAAAAUGAUGUGAAGAUGAAUCGACUGUUGUUUAGUCCAUUGAAAAAUGGAGGUAAAUCACAAAAUAUGUUGGAUAUAGAGCAUUACAGUCCACAUGCGUCGACUGAUGUGCAAUUGGCAACUGUUGAACAUGCAGAUUUCGAUGCCAUCAGCAGUUUCCUGUCCAUCGAACCACCAUUAGAUACCGAAUACAAUUUCUCAUUGAAUCAUUCAGAGGGUUUAUGUGAUUUAUUUGACUUUGAUUUGUAGUUUAAGCUUUGCUUAGCUUAGCUACAAAACACAAUAUGAAUAUAUUCGCAUAUAUUAAUAUUAAACAAUUUUUACAAAAAUGAUAUAUAUGAAAAUAUGUAAAGAAUGGAACGUCAAUAUGUUCUUUGCAACAAAAAAAAAAAUAUUUGAAAGAAGUCAUGUAAGUUUUCUAUAAAUUCUUUUGUUUUCCCAAUUUUUAUUAAUUUAGUAAAAAAAAUGAAUUUCCUCUGAGAAAUGAAAAAAAAGAAGAUUCAAAUAACUGCAAAUAUGUUGGUCAGUUUAAAUAUUUUUUUUCUUUUUUCAAAAUGUUGUGGUCGUUUGUAAUAUGACGCUUGAUUUUCGUAGGACAAAAAACAAAAAACAAUUAUCGAAACAAUUUUGUAGCACCUUUUUUCCAAUUUAUCUUUAUUAUAAUCUUUAUUGAAAAACACACACACACACACCAUGGUUUUGUAAUUUCAAUCAUUAUCAAACAUCAAGCCAACCAUUCAGUUCGUAUAUAUAAUAAAUAUAUAAGUGCCUGUGUCUUCGUCUCUGAGGUCAUCAUUAUAUAUGCAUAGAUAGAAAAUAGAACUGCACACCUUGCAAUGUUAGUUAAGUGAAAUGUUCUUUCCUCGAAGAAGAUAAAUGGAAACGGUACGACAUAUUAAGUGGAUGGCAGGGGAUUCUAACUCAAUAAGAAGAAGGUUUUUCAUUAAAUUAUUAUUAUUUUUGAAGUCUUACCACCAGUGCGAUGGGGUUUAAUUUCUCAUAGAAAGGUUUUUCUUAAAAUUCUAAUUGGAAUCUUUAAAAAUCACCGACUCCUAAC
Molecule: messenger RNA, 2964 nt
Organism: Bradysia coprophila
Lineage: Eukaryota; Metazoa; Arthropoda; Insecta; Diptera; Sciaridae
Gene: E2f1
Product: E2F transcription factor 1
Biological process (GO): regulation of transcription by RNA polymerase II
Cellular component (GO): RNA polymerase II transcription regulator complex
Molecular function (GO): protein dimerization activity; RNA polymerase II cis-regulatory region sequence-specific DNA binding; DNA-binding transcription factor activity, RNA polymerase II-specific
Source: RefSeq, a predicted model, not a curated record